UUUUUUUUUUUGCACUGGAGGAGGUGCGUGUUUUUGUCGUUGACACCUUUCCGUGACAACACCAUUAAGGUUAAAGAGUCUUAAAGGCAAGAGUGAAGGAUGUUCAAGCUCUGCCUGCUUGUGGUGGCUCUUUUUAGGGCAGAUGCGACUGUCCUCUUUGCCAGACCGGGUGAAAAUGUGAGCCUCCCCUGCUUCUUUGAACCCGGGGCCACCGGGGCCAAAUAUCUGUGCUGGUACAAGCAGGUUGCAGGCGACAAACCCGAAAUGGUCACCUCGUUCUACGUCUACUUGCGCAAAUCACACAGCCCUCAGAAAACAGAGGUGGUGAGCAAUCGACUAACGGUUCACCACGGAGAAAACUUCUUCCAUCUAAACAUUUCCGAUGUGGAGCUCUCGGACACGGCUAUGUACUACUGUGGGCAGACAAAGCUCAGCGUCACGAGCUUUGACAAUGGAAUAUUUUUGGUCGUACGAGAGUCAAGCCGCCUAUCCAUCCUCCAGCGUCCAACAUCCAUCACGGCGACUCCAGGGGGUUCGGUUGACUUACAAUGUUCCAUGUAUCCCGGAACCAACAAUGGACAUCAAAGGGUCUACUGGUUCCGAGACACAAUGGGAGACUCCCGCUUGGGAAUGGUGUACGUCGACUUGGAGAACGGCAGCGAGUGUGCAAAGACGUCUGAGCGCCGUUGCGUCCACGUGCUGCCCAAGCAGGACGUCAGCCUCGCUGAUGCCGGGAUGUAUUACUGCGCUGUGGCCUCCUGUGGGGAGAUUGUGUUUGGCGAGGGGACCAGGCUGGAUGUUGGAGGUGGAGAGAACCACACCGUGUUGACGCACUGCCUGCUUGGAGCUCUGCUUGUGUCCGUCAUCUUCAAUAUCCUGUUGACAGUUUUUAUUUUCAAAAAGUCUCGAAGACAGCAGCGUCCACGUGGCGAAAUAACGACGCAACCAAGUAUCCUGGAAGACAAUGAGGACGAUGAGAGUGCUUUGCCAUACGUGGCUCUGAACUUCAAAAAGAGACAGUCGAACAACAGGAGACAGAGGAGCCCCGAGGACACCGUCUACGCUGGACUGAGACUCACACAUGUGGACUGAUAUCUGCUAAGUCAUUAUUAUCAUUAUAGGACAGCUAACAUUACUCACUUGCCGGCCCGGGUGGGUUUGCUCCACUGAGGAGCUCACAGGAGAAGCGAUUGCAUUCACUAAUUGACGUGUUUUCUUAUGUGCAUGAAUAUAUCGUGGCGUGAGCCAGCGUGCAAUUUUUUUUUCUAUUCAUUUCUACAUCCUUCUCAGUCCUGCCAUGAAAAAUGACAGAAAAAACAUUGGAAAUUACAACAAGGAGUCUAAUAAUAUUUACAUUUACAAUAAAAACUGCUGAUUUCUUUACA
Doryrhamphus excisus (bluestripe pipefish) is the source of this 1385-nucleotide messenger RNA. RefSeq lists its product as uncharacterized. The record is from RefSeq and is a predicted model, not a curated record. Gene Ontology annotation, biological process: response to bacterium. Lineage: Eukaryota; Metazoa; Chordata; Actinopteri; Syngnathiformes; Syngnathidae.